This is a messenger RNA of Corapipo altera (White-ruffed manakin), 521 nucleotides long. RefSeq names its product cytochrome c oxidase subunit 5B, mitochondrial. Lineage: Eukaryota; Metazoa; Chordata; Aves; Passeriformes; Pipridae. The annotation marks the transcript as partial. Gene Ontology annotation, cellular component: mitochondrial envelope. The record is from RefSeq and is a predicted model, not a curated record. Gene Ontology annotation, biological process: mitochondrial electron transport, cytochrome c to oxygen. The transcript has 2 exons.
UGGGGACAAGGUGUGUGGUUGGGGGAGGUCUCGGGGGGGUCUGAGGGUCUCAGAGCUGGGGGAUUCUUGGGAAUAGGGAGCUGGGGAACCCCAGGUGGUGGGGGUGGUGAGUUUUGGGGGGGGUCUCAGGGUCGGGGGGUGAGGGUGGUGAGUCUGGGGGGUGUCAGGGUGUCCCUGGGGGGGUGCCUGUCCCACGGGUGCCCUCCUGACCCCCCUACCCCCCAGGACCCCUACAGCAUGUUCCGGCCCAAACGCUACGCGGGCACCAAGGAGGACCCAAACCUCGUGCCCUCCAUCACCAACAAACGCAUCGUGGGCUGUGUCUGUGAGGAGGACAACAGCUGCGUGGUUUGGUUCUGGCUGCACCAGGGUGAGGCCCAGCGCUGCCCCUCCUGUGGGGCCCACUACAAACUGAUCCCCCACGAGCUGCCCCACUGAGGGGGGCUGUGGGACCCCCUGGGGCCCUGCUGAGCCCCCCCUGCACCUGAGCCCCCGAUAAAAAGAUGGUGGGGAGACCCUGA